AUGCCAGUUCUCUGCUAUCUAUUCGUUCACAAACCAAAUACCAUUAAAUAUGUGUUUAAGUACGAAGAAGUGAACAAAGAGGUCGAUGUCCUCGAGAAUGAGUUGAGACAACAGUUGAAAUCCAAUGAAGUAUUACUAUUGACUUUGAAGAAUAUAAGGCAACAGAUAAUCAAAACUGGAAAAGACAUAAAACAUAUUUUGGCCGAAAACCCGAGCGCUUUAUCACUCGAUCCGAAGCUAACUAUUAAUAAAGAUCCCGUCAUUUGUGUCCUAUUGUUUGCCUGUAAUAGAGUUACUGUUAAACGAAAUUUGGAUCAAUUACUCAAAUAUCGUCCGAAUCCACGAAACUUUCCCAUCGUUGUCACUCAAGACUGCGGUCACGAACCCACUCGUCGAGUCAUUCAGUCAUAUGGCGAUCAAAUUACACUCAUUAGACAACCAGAUCUGUCAGACAUUCCUCUCACUGGAAAGUCCAAGAAAUUUAAGGGAUAUUACAAAAUAUCGCGUCAUUACGGAUGGGCUCUCAACCAGACGUUUCAUGCCCUCAAUUAUGACACAGUCCUCAUCGUCGAAGACGACUUAGACAUUGCGCCCGACUUUUUUGAAUACUUCAGAGCUCUCUAUCCAUUACUCAAAACAGAUCCCACUCUCUAUUGUAUCAGCGCUUGGAAUGACAACGGAAAGGAAGGCCUCGUCUCCAACGAAGCCGACCUUUUAUAUAGAUCUGAUUUCUUUCCCGGACUCGGAUGGAUGUUAACCAAAGAUGUGUGGAUUGAGUUCCAGAACACAUGGCCUAAAGCCUUUUGGGACGAUUGGAUCCGAGAGCCGUCACAACGGAAAGGCAGGGCUUGUAUUAGGCCUGAGAUGUCUCGGACUCGAACUUUUGGCAAAAUAGGGGUUUCCAAUGGUCUCUUCUAUGAAAAGCAUUUGAAAUAUAUUAAACUCAAUGAACAGUCGGUGCCUUUCACUCAAGUUAAUAUAACAUAUUUAUUAAAAGAGAACUAUGACGUGGAUUGGGUUAAGAAAGUGUAUGGAAGUCCUUCUGUAACUCUCCAGCAAUUACAAGGAUCUGAUAUUCCGAGUGAAGGUUCGGUUCGCAUCACUUACAGUACAAAAGAUGGUUAUAAAAAGACAGCCAAAGCGCUCGGUUUGAUGGAUGACUUCAAGUCAGGAGUGCCGAGGACUGGGUAUCGAGGAGUGGUCACAUUCAUGCAUAAGGGGAGGCGUAUAUAUUUGGCGCCUCCGCCCUCUUGGAGAGAAUACGACAUCACUUGGAGAUGAUUUGGAUUACAGACUAGUGAUGGUGUGUCUCGAAGGCAGCAUUUGUUGAUUCUUAGAAGAUUUCAAUUGUUAAAUGUCACCACAUUUUAUGUGAUAUCAACACAAACUGAAUGGUCGUCUCAAUGGACGAGACGAUCGCUACUACUAUUACUUCUGGGGUUUUGGAGUCGACAUAAAUUAGCAAAACUCCAGAUUUCUAUUACUCAAAACGUUUACAAACAAUCAAACAAUUGUUUUUUAAGUGCAAUCCAUCUGUCAUUUAUGUUGUUUUACACAAUUUUUAAAACAUUCAUUUGAUUAGAAGCCAUUCAUUACAACUUUUAUUUAAUAACUAAUUUAAUAAUAUAACUUUUUAAUUCUCUUUACUGAGUAUUGUUUAAAUUUAGGUAAUUUUUAAAAUAUGAUUACAAUUUACUUUAAGUGUAAAACUCGCCUUAAAAUUAGGCUUUUUUUGAGCGCCAGACGAAAUCAAGUCUAGUCUACAACAAGUGAUACAAAACAAUAAAAAAAAACACAUCCAAUCCUUUUGUUAUUUAAGUAUCACUUAUUUGUAAUGCAUUUUAUGUUUGAGAUUUGUCUGCACUUUAUUUGUUAUUAUUUUAUUAAUACAUAAGAUGUUCUAUAAUUAGUAUAUUUUUUUAAUUUAUAUAAAAUUACAUUAAAACUCAUUGGCUCUCCA
Messenger RNA from Medioppia subpectinata, 1960 nucleotides. The record is from the annotation of a GenBank genome assembly. NCBI's taxonomy places the organism in Eukaryota, Metazoa, Arthropoda, Arachnida, Sarcoptiformes, Oppiidae.